This is a messenger RNA of Dioscorea cayenensis subsp. rotundata (Guinea yam), 594 nucleotides long. RefSeq lists its product as uncharacterized. NCBI's taxonomy places the organism in Eukaryota, Viridiplantae, Streptophyta, Magnoliopsida, Dioscoreales, Dioscoreaceae. The record is from RefSeq and is a predicted model, not a curated record. The transcript is spliced from 2 exons. The coding region runs from base 1 to 594 and encodes 197 amino acids.
AUGCUGACAUAUGCCAAAUUCUUGGAAGAACUACUAACCAACAAAAGGAAGUUGGAGGACAUGUCCUCUGUGAUACUCAAUGAGAAGUGUUCUACUUUAGUAUGCAAAAAACUUCCCACGAAGGAGAAAGAUCCAGGGGGAUUCAUCUUUCCUUGCACAAUUGUAGGUUUAGUUGAUGAAAAGGCCCUUGUUGACCUUGGGGCAAUUGCCAGACAGAUCCAACCGAAGACUAAGGGCAUAAUUGAAGACAUUCUGGUUAGAGUGGACAAGUUUAUAUUUCCCGUGGAUUUCAUCGUUUUAGAUAUUGAUGACAUGGUUGAAGUGUCAUUAAUAUUGGUGUGGCCAUUUAUAACAACUUCCAAAGCUCACAUUGAUGUCAAGGAUAGCCGAAUAACACUUCGAGUUGGUGACGAAGAAACCACUUUUAGACUUCGUGACUCCAUGAAGCAUACAAUGGACUUCGAUGAUACAUGUUCUUUUGUUGAUGUUGUUAAUAAGGUUAUCUCUUAUUUUGUACAAGAGACAUUCAUGAAAGAGGAACUUGCUGAUCUGUUGGAGGAUACACCCUUGGAUGAUGAGAAACAUGAGGGGUAG